Molecule: messenger RNA, 633 nt
Organism: Paramecium pentaurelia
Lineage: Eukaryota; Ciliophora; Oligohymenophorea; Peniculida; Parameciidae
Source: the annotation of a GenBank genome assembly
AUGUUUAAUAAAUCUGUGUAAUCAAAUAGAAACCUAUUAUAACUUCAUAGAAUAAUAAUGAACAAAUAAUCAUAGAAGGAGGAGAUUGACUAUGUUAGUAGAAAGAAUUCAUUAAAAUAUCCAAUAAAAGAGUAAAUAAACUUUCAAAAGAGCAAUAACUACUUUAACGCAAGGAAUUCAAUGGAUAGUCUAGAAUAGGUUUUUAGAGUGGAAACUAAUAAAAAGUUCAAAAGCCCAGUAGUUGUGCUACCAAAUAGAAAGCUUUUUGUUUCUUACAAAAAUAGUAGAAGAAAUUAUUAAUCAUCAAGUUAAGAACCUGGUCCAUCAAUACCAGGGGUUAAGAAAGCACAUGAUUAGGGAUAUCNCUAUACUAUAUAUCUAAAAUAAAAUAAAUUUACAAAUAUGAAUUAAUUUAUAAUAUAUUUAAAUCCAAUCCAUUAUGAUUAAAUGCAAAAGAUGAAAGUCAUUUAUAUUGAUUAAUUUAUUUAUCUCUUUGGAAUCUUUCAUAUAUUCUAAUCAGAAUUAAUAUUAAAUUAUAAUUCUUAAUUCUAUGAAUUUCUAAUAUAUAAACUAAUAACAUUAUUAUUUAAUCUAUUAAAUAAGCAAUACAAGGUAAUCUAUAGAUUUAUAUGA